UUCACUAAAACUAUUAAACAAAUAUAUCUCUCUCUCUAACGACAGCUUGGCGAAUCCUUAUCGAAUCAACAAGAAUGAAUUGAAAUUUAUAUAAUUUGCUGAGAACUUGUUAACCAACAUCGAUGUCUCCCUGGUUUUAUGCUCUAAAUGGUUUGCUUUUCCUCACUUUCUUCCUCAAAUUGUUCAAGAUUCUGACCAGAAGCAAACCUUCUCAAGAGAUAGGACAUUCUUGUCCUGUCUAUGAGGAGAUGGAUGAUCUAGCAUCCGGGGUGGAUACGAUCACCACUUUGCCUCAUAGCAUAAUCGAGAACAUUCUUAGUCGUUUGCCUCUGCGAGAGAUGGUGAGGACUAGCCUAUUAUCGAGGGAAUGGAAGGACAGAUGGCUCACCUGCCCAGACCUCGUGUUUGAUGUUCGCUUCGACCAGAUGUUCUUGAAAGGUCGCGAGCUCAACCCAAUUAUUCACCACGUUCUGAGGCAACAUCGAGGACCUCUUCUGAGAUUCGCAGUCCAAGUCCCUUCCCUCAGAAGUUGCCCUGAAAUCGAUGAAUGGCUUCACCUCCUCCCGAACCACACCCUCCAGGACUUAUUUCUCCGUGUCUCCAUCGGUGGGGAACAUAGGUUAACGACUCAUCUCUUCACUUUCCGACACCUGAGAAACUUGAGGCUCGAGAGCUGCCCGUUUCACCCUUCUCUCAGAUUUGAGGGAUUCAACAAACUCGUGACCCUCCACCUUCAGAACGUUGGUCUCGUGCCCGACAGGUUUGGGGAUUUCUUGGCGUCUUGCUCUGCAAUCCAAACACUGAUACUGUUCCACUGUACUUCCUUCAAUUGCCUUGAAAUCACCGGUCCCAGAUUGAAACUUCUCGAGUUUAACGGGAUAUUUAGUUCCAUUUCUUUCAAGUACUGCCCCCUUCUUAGAGACGUUAGAUUGGCUUUCUCGCCCGAGUCCAACGUGGAAAAUGACUUCUCGUCAAGCUUGGCAGAGUCCCUAAGCUGUCUCCCUGCACUCGAGGAGCUAGAACUGCAAGCAAACGCGUUGGAGGGCCUUUCUAGGAGUGGUGCAGCGCCCGAAAAACUGGCCGUCGCAUUAAAAUCACAGAAAAAUCUUCACCUCACCAAUAUGUAUUUCGAAAAGAUUGCAGAGACUGCAUCUGCAAUUUCUUUCAUCAGAAGCUGUCCCAUUUUACAGAAACUUAGAAUCACAGGUUAUACCUAUGAAGCGGUCGACUUUGUUGCUGGUUUUCUGCGAUCACAACAACCAAUCGAGUGUUUGGCUCAGCUUAAGUCCAUCAAGAUGCAGCUCUUCUGUGGGAACGAGUCCGAAAUGGAGUUCCUCAAAUAUAUGUUAUCCUCUGUAGCUGCACUCGAGGAAGUAGUAAUCACUCCUCACCCAGGUUGCAUCACAGACGGGGGAGAGGCAAUCUUGAACGAAAUUAAACAGUACCCUCGAGCAUCCUCAAGGGCCGAAUUCAUCAACUUAGACGGAAACACCCGAGUACUGAGUGUCGAACAGACAAUCCCUUGUCUGCAUUCUUGUGAUGUGCAUUGUCUGCAUUCUUGUGAUGUGCUUUAUAGGUGGUGAUGUGAAACCACAUUGCAUAGAACAUCUUGAACAUCAAUCGUGGAUCUGAGACACAGGCAGAUGUGUUGGAGUCGCGCGAGCCAGGCGGUAAGAGAGACGCCUGAGAAUGAUUCAAGAGAGGGGCAAAGACUAGAGAAAGAAAAUAAGGAGCAAAGAACGAAGUUCGGAA
Salvia splendens (bonfire salvia) is the source of this 1752-nucleotide messenger RNA. Its product is annotated as F-box/FBD/LRR-repeat protein At1g13570. Gene Ontology annotation, molecular function: protein binding. The transcript has 6 exons. The record is from RefSeq and is a predicted model, not a curated record. The coding region runs from base 123 to 1583 and encodes 486 amino acids. Lineage: Eukaryota; Viridiplantae; Streptophyta; Magnoliopsida; Lamiales; Lamiaceae.